Fomitiporia mediterranea MF3/22 is the source of this 1093-nucleotide messenger RNA. RefSeq names its product methyltransferase domain-containing protein. The record is from RefSeq and is a predicted model, not a curated record. The transcript has 5 exons. NCBI's taxonomy places the organism in Eukaryota, Fungi, Basidiomycota, Agaricomycetes, Hymenochaetales, Hymenochaetaceae. Gene Ontology annotation, molecular function: N-terminal protein N-methyltransferase activity. Bases 140 to 1006 code for a protein of 288 amino acids. Gene Ontology annotation, cellular component: cytoplasm. Gene Ontology annotation, biological process: N-terminal protein amino acid methylation.
CCAGGUUUUAAUUGCAUUUUGGGCGCACAGCUCGCAUGGCAUAUAAAACUCGGACGCUUCGCUGCUAAGCCAGACACAGUCACUCUGAAUUAGAAUCACUUGUCCACUUGACGAACAUCUUCCUCUCUGUCCCAAUACAAUGAUUGUUCAACAACUACCGAACGUGAAGGCCGGGAUUGACUACUGGAACACACAACCAGCCAACCUCGAUGGUGUUCUUGGUGGAUUCGGAUCUUGCGCACUCCCUCGUAUUGAUGCGCUGUCGUCCCGCCAUUUUAUCUUGAAUUUAUUUCCACAGUUAUCAACUGUGCCGUCCGCGAUUCGUCCAUUAAGUGCGCAGCCACUGACGCGUCGAACUCGUGCCCUAGACGUCGGGGCGGGAAUUGGCCGGGUCACGUCUACUGUUCUUUUACAUCUAUUUUCCGAUGUCGUUCUCGUUGAGCCCGCGACCCAUUUCGUUCAAGAGGCACUUCGCAGUGUUUCAACCGCGUCAAGAACCGAUAAGUACGCUGGUGAAUGGAAGGGCGUGGCCGAUGCAAAGAAGAGUGUAACUGUCGUCCACGGAACGCUUCAAGACCUCGAUCCACGAGUAUCUCCCGAAUCGGGUGGGAAUUUGACCGUGCUCGGCCGAGUCGGAUACACACCACCAGAAAGCGAACUAGACAAAGAGUCUGGCUUUGAUGUAAUCUGGUGCCAAUGGUGUUUAGGUCAUCUGUCGGAUGAACAACUUACCGUCUUUCUCAAACUAUGCAAGGAAUCUCUCCGCUCAAAAACGAAAGGUACAGGCGAAUUAGAGGGAGUAAUAGUCGUCAAGGAAAACAUUUGCUUAGAGAAGGAGCGUGGUGUACCAAGGGUAGAAUUCGACACGAACGACAGCACCUUAAUAAGGAGUGACCUUGCAUGGAAAAACGUCUUCGCCAAUGCUGGCCUCAUUAUAGUGAAGCAGGAAUUACAGACAGGCUUUCCACAAGGAUUGUAUCCCGUGAAAAUGUAUGCUUUACGAUAGAAUGGAUUUAGAAUAUAGAGUUUACACUACUUAUUAACUGGGUUGUGUCAUUUCAAUUCGUUUUUAUCAGUUUAAUUGCUUGAUCUC